AUGCUUCUGAAGGCCUCUUCUGCUUUGUCCGCCCGUCCCGCCCCCUCCGAGGCUGCGGCGGCCUUCUCUCCUUCUUCCUCUCCUCUGACCUCGUCUGUUAGGCUCUCGCCGUGGAGGACGAGGGAUGGACGAGGAAUGGUGGCCAUGGCGGCCAGCGAUGCCGGCAACCGCGCCCUCACUGGCGUGGUCUUUGAGCCCUUCGAGGAGGUGAAGAAGGAGCUCUCCCUCGUCCCAUCGGCCCCUAACCAGUCACUGGCCCGCCAGAAGUACACCGAUAACUGUGAGGCUGCCAUCAACGAGCAGAUCAAGUAUGAGCCACCACGAUCUUCUUGAUGUGUUUAUGGACUUUUUUUUUCCUAUUUUCUACUCGUUGCAGACUUCGCCUUCUCUUGCUCUGUUUCUUCGUUCCUCUGUUGCGACCUUUCCGGCGGUGUCCAUGAAAGUAUAGAUCUGAGAGUAUCCUUUUCGGCUUUUGAAGAAUCUUUCUUUCCCUGUUCUUCUUGAUCUCUGGGUUUGCUCUUCGACAUGAUGUUCAAAUUUUCUUCCGAUGACUGACCCGUCUGCGUUUUUUGGCCCUGCGUUGAAUCUGCAGCGUGGAAUACAACGUCUCCUAUGCCUACCAUGCGCUGUUCGCCUACUUCGACAGAGACAACGUCGCCCUCAAAGGCCUCGCCAAGUAAAUCCCGAGAGAACAGAGCACCCCUCUUUUCUGCCCAUCCAGAUCUAUUUCUGAUCACCUUCGUCUGUCUCUCAGGUUUUUCAGGGAAUCGAGCGAGGAGGAGCGUGAACAUGCCGAAAAGCUGAUGAAAUAUCAGGUGCUCGUGAAUGAAAUCCCUCUUUUAUUUCACUGCGCGGUCUCUGAAUCGUUUUCUUUUCUUUUCACUGCGCGGUCUCUGAAAUUUUUCCUUUCUUUUCUUUAGAACAAGCGCGGUGGUAGAGUGAAGCUUCAGUCCAUUCUGAUGCCCCUUAGCGAGUUCGAUCACGAGGAGAAGGGAGAUGCGCUGUAUGGUAAGAGCUACAAGUUCUCCGAGAAAUUGGCAUUGCUUUUAUGAUUUCUGACUGCCUAAUGAAUGCUCGAUCGUUGUUCUUGUUCAGCGAUGGAGCUCGCUCUGUCCCUCGAGAAGCUGGUGAAUGAGAAGCUUCUUAAUCUACACGGGGUAAGGGGCCUCGAGCUACAUUGAUCUCUGCUCAUCGGAGAGUGGGUGGGUAGCUCCUUCAUCCCUGCUCUUGCUCACCUUGUCUCCCUCCAUUGGGCAGGUAGCAACGCAGCACAACGACGUUCAUUUGGCCGACUUCAUCGAGAGCGAGUUCUUGGAAGAACAGGUAACGAGAGCAUCCUUCUGUGAUUUCCUGCACCCACCCAGUUUCUCAAUCUGAUGAAUCUCCCACCCGCAGGUUGAAGCGAUCAAGAAAAUAUCCGAGUACGUGACUCAGUUGAGGAUGGUCGGCAAGGGACACGGUAAUAUAUAUUAAAUUUGAAAAAAAAAAAACACAUCACGAGCGAUCAUUUCCCCUUUCGGCAUUCAUUCAUUCAUUCAUUCAUUCGAUCUUGGAACUGGUCUGGUCAAAUGGGUUUAAUUUAUUAUUGGGUGGGUAUUUCGUGUUUUAUUUUCCAGGAGUCUGGCACUUCGACCAGGUGCUUCUUCGCGAGGGCGAUGCUCUAUGA
Molecule: messenger RNA, 1666 nt
Organism: Spirodela intermedia
Lineage: Eukaryota; Viridiplantae; Streptophyta; Magnoliopsida; Alismatales; Araceae
Source: the annotation of a GenBank genome assembly